CCGGGCGCCCCCCGGGAGGACAGCUUCCAGGUGACCCUGCACAAGCGCGACUCCAGCGAGCAGCUCGGCAUCAAGCUCGUGCGCAGGACGGACGAGCCCGGAGUUUUCAUCCUCGACCUCCUGGAAGGGGGGCUGGCCGCCCAGGACGGCAGGCUCUGCAGCAACGACCGCGUGCUGGCCAUUAAUGGGCACGACUUGAAGCACGGGACGCCUGAGCUUGCUGCUCAGGUCAUACAGGCUAGUGGGGAGAGAGUGAACUUGAUCAUCUCUAGAGCCCUGAAGUCACAGACUGUCAGUAUUAUCCGAGACACGGGGACUCACAACAGCAACUCACACCAACACCAGUCCCAGCAGGUGUUUCACAGCAGACCCAACUCACAUAAGGAUCUCUCCCAGUGUGUUACAUGCCAAGAAAAGCACAUUACUGUGAAAAAAGAGCCACAUGAAUCUCUGGGAAUGACAGUGGCAGGAGGCAGAGGCAGCAAAAGUGGCGAACUGCCCAUCUUUGUGACAAGUGUGCAGCCUCACGGGUGUUUGGCGAGAGACGGCAGGAUUAAACGAGGUGAUGUGCUGCUGAACAUCAACGGCAUCGAUUUGACUAACCUGAGCCACAGCGAGGCCGUGGCCAUGCUGAAGGCUAGUGCUGCCUCGUCAGUAGUCGCCCUCAAAGCCCUGGAGGUCCAGAUUGUAGAAGAGCAGCCCCAGGCCAAUGAGGAACAACUGAGUACCAUCAGUGAAAAUGAAUAUGAUGCCAGUUGGUCACCGUCAUGGGUCAUGUGGCUAGGGCUGCCAAGCUGCCUACAUAGCUGCCAUGACGUAGUGCUGCGGCGGAGCAAUUUAGGGAGCUGGGGCUUCAGCAUCGUUGGUGGCUAUGAGGAGAACCACACAAACCAGCCUUUCUUCAUUAAAACCAUUGUUCUUGGAACCCCCGCAUACUUCGAUGGAAGAUUAAAGUGUGGUGAUAUGAUUGUUGCUGUAAACGGAUUGUCCACGGUCGGAAUGAGCCAUUCUGCUCUCGUUCCCAUGCUGAAGGAGCAGAGGAACAAAGUAACUUUAACCGUGAUUUGCUGGCCUGGAAGCCUCAUAUAAGUGUGUGAAUCACUUUGGUUCAAGCAGUGUCUUUUUCUAGAUAGCUGGCACAAAAAUCUCCUCUAUCUUUUUUUCCCCUAUUGAUACAGCUGGUUAUAAGCAGGGCCAAAACUGCUGUAUUUUCUUUUUUUAUGGGCCUCUCAGACUUACUCUAUAUGUCUUUCCGUCCUGAAGUAGCCAUUAAUGUUUGCUAUAUCCAAUGCUGGUGCAAAUGCAAAUAUACACGAGCUCACAGAGAAACUCCCACACCGAUAUGGCUGUCAUUGAGCUUUCCCCAUCAGGCUUGUAGAGUCAGCAAAAGAACUUGUGGUUCUUUGGGUAUCUCUGCACAGUCCUCAAGUUAUAUGUGAUAUAUAAGUGUAGUAGCCAUGUGCCCGUUCUUCGUUGCAAAGGGAACGUGUCAGUACCACAAUGACACAUCUGUCUGCUGCUGUGAAUCAAAAUCUGUUUCCAAAGGUACGUCUCUUUGUUUUGUAAGCCUUUCC
Molecule: messenger RNA, 1574 nt
Organism: Merops nubicus (carmine bee-eater)
Lineage: Eukaryota; Metazoa; Chordata; Aves; Coraciiformes; Meropidae
Gene: LNX2
Product: ligand of numb-protein X 2
Exons: 6
Molecular function (GO): protein binding; ubiquitin-protein transferase activity
Source: RefSeq, a predicted model, not a curated record